AUGGAAACUGAUGACUCCUUCGAUUUUCUGUUCAAGAUAGUUCUUAUUGGUGAUAUGGGUGUUGGUAAAACAUGUGUUGUGCAAAGGUUUAAAAACGGAACUUUUAUUGAGAGACAAGGUACAACAAUUGGUGUUGAUUUCACGAUGAAAACUCUGAUUAUUGAAGGCAAGCGUGUUAAAUUACAAAUUUGGGAUACUGGCGGUCAAGAAAGAUUCCGUACAAUAACCCAAAGUUAUUAUAGAUCUGCAAAUGGUAUUAUAUUAUGUUAUGAUCUGACAUGUCGCCAAUCUUUCGAAUCUCUUCAGCGUUGGAUAGAUGAUGUAUCUAAGUUCGCUGCUCCAAAUGUUUGUAAAGUACUAGUUGCUACGAAAGCAGAUCUUGAAAAUGAACGUUUUGUUGAAAGAGAUGAGGGAAACCAAUUAGCCAAUGCACAUGGCAUGUGUAUGUUUAUUGAAACAUCCUCUAAAAAUAAUGUUAAUGUCGACAACGCAUUUUUGGAAUUAGCACGUCAAUUAAAAAAGCAGUAUGAAGCGGGUGUGCAUUUGGAUUUCCAGUUGGAUGCCUUUAAGAUUUCACAAGGCACAACAUCUAUCAGCUCAAAAUGGGCUUCAUGUUGCCAUUAUUUAUGA
This is a messenger RNA of Thelazia callipaeda (thelaziosis nematode), 630 nucleotides long. Lineage: Eukaryota; Metazoa; Nematoda; Chromadorea; Rhabditida; Thelaziidae. The record is from the annotation of a GenBank genome assembly.